Drosophila teissieri is the source of this 986-nucleotide messenger RNA. Its product is annotated as peptidoglycan-recognition protein LD. Gene Ontology annotation, biological process: peptidoglycan catabolic process. The transcript has 3 exons. NCBI's taxonomy places the organism in Eukaryota, Metazoa, Arthropoda, Insecta, Diptera, Drosophilidae. Gene Ontology annotation, molecular function: zinc ion binding; N-acetylmuramoyl-L-alanine amidase activity. Bases 1 to 966 code for a protein of 321 amino acids. The record is from RefSeq and is a predicted model, not a curated record.
AUGCCGAUCUUCGUGAGCGCCUACAGUCUGCGUGCCAUCAGCAAAUACUAUGCCCACCAAGAUCAGAGUGGCCUGGACAAACUGUGCCACUUGAAUAAUCAUCUGGUCGCUUUUAUCUUGGCUAAACUCCAUAAUGUGUUGUUUGCUCUAUAUUUCGCUACGAUAGCACGUCGUAGUCCCUCGCCAGACGCCGUCUCCCGGUCCACGUACGGCAGCCUGGAAUCCAUCCCAGACAUACACAUUCGAGUCGACAAGGAUUGCGAUGUCAGCGAAUCCACUCCCCUGCUGGCAGCUGCUCAGCGCUCCACCAAGACACCCUCAUCCCUCACAGCCUCCUCCUCGGCGUCGUCUUCCUGCAACCCGACGCUCCACCGCGACUGCUUCAAUUGGCGCUCGGUGGGUCUGCUGGUCAUGUGUACCUCCGCCUUGGCACUCGCCGCCUAUUUGCUCUGGAGACAAACCCAAGCGCCUGACUUUGGCUACCGACUCAGUCUCAUUGGGCAUGAUAUAUGGUCGGAUGUGGAUCUUCAGGGUCGGGGAACUCUCUUGGAUCCGAUCAGUGUCUGCACAGUGAUCUUUACCCAUACCGAGGGCCCCGGGUGCCAUGAUGAUUGCCCGGAAGUAUUGCGUAAGCUGGAAAGGUCGCAUCUUGGGGAGCUGCCCUACAACUUCCUGGUCGCCGGUGAUUGUCAGGUCUUCGAGGCACAAGGAUGGCACUCUCGGAGCCAUUUCCCGGGGGAUCUUCCUGGAAAAGACUCUUUGGUGGCGGCCUUCGUGGGUAACUUCAGCGGGAGACCACCCAUCCCUUGCCAGCUGAUGGCCGCCCAGGCUCUGAUCCUAGAAUCCCUGAAACGCCGCACACUGCAUCAGGAGUACCAACUGUACGUGGUGGGCAGCAAUACGGACGCACUGCAGCGCGAACUGAGGCACUGGCCGCACUACGCGAGCCACCAAACGGCCAAGUGAAUCCACAUAGACACACGGUU